AUGGAAGAAAGCAAACACGGAACUGAAUACGCAAGCGAAACAUCAUGCAACCAAGAGUUACUCAUGGAUAAUAUUUUAUAUACCUUUCAGUACAGGCUAUGGAAAGACUAUAACUGGUGCAGUCGGCAUGCCAGGAAGGAGGGGAACCCUAAGUCUUCUAACAUAAAAAACCUGAGUUCUAAACCCGCAAAUCCGAACGCUAAACCUGGAAACCCUGGAACUUCUAACCUAGGAAACCUAAGUGGUAAACCCUGGACCAUGCGUGCCGCUUCUCGGAGUAAGCACAGAAGGUACCACCCGUCUUCCAUCGAGGCAGACAUAUUAUCCUAUGAGUAG
Messenger RNA from Plasmodium fragile, 336 nucleotides. RefSeq lists its product as uncharacterized. The record is from RefSeq and is a predicted model, not a curated record. Lineage: Eukaryota; Apicomplexa; Aconoidasida; Haemosporida; Plasmodiidae. The coding region runs from base 1 to 336 and encodes 111 amino acids. The transcript has 2 exons.